Zymoseptoria tritici IPO323 is the source of this 1854-nucleotide messenger RNA. RefSeq lists its product as uncharacterized. The coding region runs from base 1 to 1854 and encodes 617 amino acids. The transcript is spliced from 3 exons. The record is from RefSeq and is a predicted model, not a curated record. NCBI's taxonomy places the organism in Eukaryota, Fungi, Ascomycota, Dothideomycetes, Mycosphaerellales, Mycosphaerellaceae.
AUGCCUGAUCUACCUACAUUCCGGUUGGAAAGGUCUCCCACUCCGCCAGGAGAAGCACCUCACAGGAUUACCAUCCUCUCCCGGAACAACCCAAUUGAUCCAAUGGCUCCACAGAAUGGGAACAAUGGCCAGCAGAACGGCCAGCAGCAAGGCCAGCAGCAAGGGCAGCAGAACGGCCAGCAGCAAGGCCAGCAGCAAGGCCAGCAGAACGGCCAGCAGCAAGGCCAGCAGAACGGCCAGCAGCAAGGCCAGCAGAACGGCCAGCAGCAAGGCCAGCAGAACGGCCAGCAGCAAGGCCAGCAGCAAGGCCAGCAGCAAGGCCAGCAGAAUGGCCAGCAGCAAGGCCAGCAGAAUGGGCAGCAGAACGGCCAGCAGAAUGGGCAGCAGAAUGACCAACAAGGUCAACAAGGACAACAAAACCAAGGCCAGCAGCAAGGUCAGGACCAAGGCCAGCAGCAAGGCCAACAAGGUCAACAAGGGCAACAAAAACAAGGCCAGCAGCAAGGUCAGGACCAAGGUCAGGACCAAGGCCAGCAGCAAGGCCAGCAAGGCCAGCAAGGUCAAGGUCAACAAGAUCAAGGUCAACAAAACCAAGGACAGCAGGGGCAAGGGAACAACCAGAAUGGGCAGCAAUCUGGGCACGACAACAAUGACAAUAAUAACAAUAACGAUAACAACCGUGGAGGAGAUCGCAAUGGACAUCAAUCUGGCGACAACAAUCGGGACCAGCAUCGUGAUGGCAAUAACCGUAGUGGUGGCGGAGAGUCAGGCCUGUCCACUUCAACUUCAGUCAUCAUCGCAUCGUCAGUAAGCGUCGUCAGCACAUUACUUCUGGUCAUACUUGCAAUCUGGCUCUGGAGAAGACGGCAGAAGAAGCGAAAGUGGUCCAACCUCACGGGAUCCAACAGUAAAGGAUUCCACGAGAAGCGGCCAAUCUCCCAGCCUACGGACAGACGACCGAUCUCACCACCUGCGGACAGACCGCCGAUACCACCGUCUCUCGCUAUAAGUACACCCGUCACCGCGCUGCCCAAAUACACUCCGCCAGAGGAACCCUCGCCCGUAUCUCCCGUAUCUCCCGAACCUCCAGCACGCAACUCAUGCUACGGCUUUGCCAAAUCAAAACCAGUCCCAAGGAACAAGUCCGGUUCUCCAGGCGAAAGACGAGCGGCCAGUAUAGCUUGGAAGUCCUCAAACCCUCCCUACGUCGCCCCGAAGGAUGUGAGCGGAGUUGGUCUCCGCAGCGCAGCCUCACUCGAACGUUCCCCUUCCCCACCGCAACCCGCCCACCUGCCCAAUGGGCGGCGAUCGCGAGCAGGUCUCGAAUACAACAAGACCGAUGGUGAUUAUGACGAGGAUGACGUGGAAGUCGCCAGAGCAGUUCGUUCAACACCUCAAAUGACUGUUACUCCCCCUGAUACAUCUCCAGCAGACCAGCGCGUCCGGCUCGACAACCUCGGUUCGUCCCACACGGUAGUUGGCGACCCAGGCCGCUGGAGUUGGACCAACUCCCAAGCACCCUCUACGCCACGCAUUCCCGCUCCCUCUCCCCAGGGGUCCGUGUCCAACAUCCGCGCCGUAGCAGCCUGGUUCCGAGGUGGCGGUCGCAGCACCAACGACAACGAGAAGAACUUUUCCUUACCUGACAGGGGAGGCAGCAAACCGCUGCUGAAGAAUCACGCUCAGCGACCGGUCCUGGCUCCGACGCAGUUCGUCCAGCAAGAAGUUCCAUCACCGGCCCGGCCGCGUGUGUCCGAUGUGUUCAGAUCUAGUAUACCGAGCACGCCCACAACGGCCUCGAGCUCGAGCAGAGAGGGAGGAGUCACGUUGAGCGGCGAUAGGAGGUUGACCUAG